AGCGCAUUCUGUGUCCACCAGAGCAGACUCCCAAUGGAAGGAGCUCACAGAUCUCUCUCAGAACACUGCUCUGCGAGAGUCGAAGGCAGGACGCUGCCAUAGUGAAGUGAGCAUUGUCACCUUCUGGAGUGCCAACGCUGGCAUGCAGGGAGACCCACAACGGCUCUGUCAUGGGGCCUCUCAGGCCACGCCCGGACCCCAGGUGUGGGCACACGAAUUUACGCAUGCGCAUACACACCCUGCGUCAGUUUGUCCACAGGCAGGCUGACCUAACAGAGGUAAUCACAUAAUAAGGGAGAAAGUCCAGGAGGACAUUUUCUGCUUCAGGUGGAAGCAGUAUGGCAGUUUCCUUCUGUUGUGGCCCCCAGUGCACCUGAGAACAAGCAUAACAUGUCAAGGUUCAGAUGAACAUGACUCUCUAGACUUCAAAAAGAGGUGCAGUUGGUGGGAAGUCAAAAGAACCAGAUUAAGAAAAUUUUCAUGGAAACUUCUGACUAAUUCCCCUUGCCUCUGUCUCCCUGAAUAUAGCAUAGGCCUAGGCAGUGAAUCUUGUUAGAAGCCUGGUCCUAGUUCAUGUUACUUCUAAAGCGAAUCAAAUAGGUAUUUCUGGAGAGGACUCUGGCCUGAAAGGUGUCUCAGGAGGCCUGAGCUCUCAUCCUGCCCUGGUUGCUGGUGACUUCUUCCCCCAGUCUUUCCUAGCUUAGCAGGUGGUUCCGUCUAGACCCAUGAAGGUGACUGGUGACCUGCCAGCAUGGCCCCUCCAUGGCACCAAGUGGCUGCAUUUCUCACCACCUAAAGCCAUCCAGCUCUUUCUGCGAGUGUUCUCUAAGGGCUACCAGGACAAGGAAGAUGGGGAGCCAAAGACCAAGCAUCUCAGAGAAGAGGAGGAAGAAGGCGAGAAGCACAGGGAACUUAGGCUGCGGAACUAUGUCCCGGAGGAUGAGGACCUGAAGAAGAGGAGGGUGCCCCAGGCCAAACCGGUUGCAGUGGAGGAGAAGGUGAAGGAGCAGCUGGAGGCCGCCAAGCCCGAGCCCGUCAUCGAGGAGGUGGACCUGGCCAACCUCGCUCCUCGGAAGCCUGACUGGGACCUCAAGAGAGAUGUGGCCAAGAAGCUGGAGAAACUAAAAAAACGGACUCAGAGGGCCAUUGCCGAGCUAAUCCGUGAAAGGCUGAAAGGCCAGGAAGAUAACCUAGCCUCUGCAGUGGAUGCUGCCACCGAACAAAAGGCCUGUGACUCCGACUGAGGCAUGCCCUGCACCACCACUCGCCCAUCAGGCCUGUCCUCCAGGGGAUGGUCUUGGGCAGGGAUGGGGGCUAGGCUUGCCAUCACCUCCAGUUUGGCUUCUGAGCAGAGACUCCCUGCCUGUCAAGUCUGAAACCCCCAUGGGUGAGGUCAGCUCCUUGUCUCCUGGGUGGCCCCUGCCAUUCUGAAUGGAGGCAGAACCAGCAACAACUCUGGGUGUGCUUGUGUCUGCACAUGUGGAUGUACAUAUGUCUGUAUAUAUGUAUAUAUUUUGAACUUUUUUAAAAAAAAUCUGGAAAUAGAGACAAGUAAACCCCUGUGUGUGGCAGAAA
Molecule: messenger RNA, 1575 nt
Organism: Pongo pygmaeus (Bornean orangutan)
Lineage: Eukaryota; Metazoa; Chordata; Mammalia; Primates; Hominidae
Gene: CCDC12
Product: coiled-coil domain containing 12
Exons: 7
Coding region: 726-1244 (172 amino acids)
Cellular component (GO): U2-type spliceosomal complex; post-mRNA release spliceosomal complex
Source: RefSeq, a predicted model, not a curated record